AUGACCACUUCCGAAUGGGUCGACACAGAAUCGUUAGGCCUCGACAUGUUCCCUCUGAAACGUCAAGACGCCUUAGAUGAGAAAGAAAGGAACACCCUGCUCUCCCAGCGUCGUGUCGGAGAUACCAGUAGCUGGGUCAUCGCACUCAACACUUCUGGACUACAUUCCGUACUGCCAUAUCCCAAUUACCUGGUCGAGUCUGCUACGUUCAGGCUAACCAUGUACGGCGCGUUGGACCGCGGCUUGUUCAGCCACUACUACGUCGAUGUCUCUAUCGUCAGCGCGCCCUCACUAAAACACCAGUAUAUCCUUCCUCGUGGCAUCGCCUAUCAGCUCGAUAUCUUUUUCAGAAAUCUUACGAUAGUGUCUUUACAUCGCCUACCGACAGCUCAACAACCUCAGCGACUGGGCCAGAUAUUCGCCGGUCUGCAUCUGGGCCUCGAGUCACCACGAAUGGCGCUGAUUGAAGGGUUUGUACCGCCCGAAGGAUCGAAUUGGAAGUAUCAUGAUGAUGAAAUGGUCCGGUAUCUGAAGAAGGAGUACCCCGAGCUAGAGUAUGGGCUCCAAGCUACAGGCCUCUGA
Alternaria infectoria is the source of this 582-nucleotide messenger RNA. RefSeq lists its product as uncharacterized. Lineage: Eukaryota; Fungi; Ascomycota; Dothideomycetes; Pleosporales; Pleosporaceae. The transcript has a single exon. The record is from RefSeq and is a predicted model, not a curated record. The coding region runs from base 1 to 582 and encodes 193 amino acids.